AUGGCGUUGAUGUUGCCAAACAAGCGGAAGAAGGGCGGCGUCGUGGUGGAUGACGAAGACCCGCUUUCCGUAGUGGAUUCCCAGCCCACCAACUUGCACGAAAUGCAAGAAUUUGAUCAAUUUGAAGUCGGAGGUUGUGCUGGCAGUAGCAGUGCUGUGCCAAUUCAGUUGACCCCGGCGGGAAUCCGCACUAUCCUCAACAGGGCCCACAGGCCAAAACCAUUGCUCAAUCUUGUGUGCUCUGGCUGCAAAAGAAGCACCCACUCUCCAGAUACCUACAUCCCGUCUGACUUUCUGGAGUGGGCCCCUGGGUAUUAUAAGCUUUCCAAGAAGAUGAAGGACAUGGGCAUAACAACUCCGCAGCCCUCAGGACAGUUGCUUUCGGACUGGGGGGAGGUUUGGCAGCAGGCUUCUUGA
Cladocopium goreaui is the source of this 417-nucleotide messenger RNA. The record is from the annotation of a GenBank genome assembly. Lineage: Eukaryota; Dinophyceae; Suessiales; Symbiodiniaceae.